UCCGGUGGGCAGGGGAUGGAGACGGGUUCGGGUUCUGGGGACGGGCAGACAAGGGGAGUACUGACCCACGGUGGGCGCUACGUGCGAUACAAUGUGUACGGCAACCUGUUCGAGGUGUCCGCCAAGUAUACUCCUCCACUUCGGCCUAUCGGGAGAGGGGCUUACGGCAUUGUUUGUGCUGCUGUUAAUUCACAAACACGUGAAGAGGUUGCUAUUAAGAAGAUUGGCAAUGCAUUUGAUAAUCGGAUUGAUGCAAAGAGAACUUUAAGAGAAAUAAAGCUUCUCCAUCACAUGGAUCACGAAAAUAUACUUGCCAUCAAGGACAUCAUACGCCCUCCACAGAGGGAAAACUUUAAUGACGUAUACAUUGUUUUUGAAUUAAUGGAUACUGAUCUUCACCAAAUAAUCCGGUCCAAUCAGCCAUUGACUGAUGACCAUUGCCAGUAUUUUCUAUAUCAGAUAUUACGAGGGCUGAAAUAUGUCCAUUCAGCAAAUGUCUUGCACCGUGAUCUCAAGCCUAGCAAUUUGUUCUUAAAUGCAAAUUGUGAUCUUAAGAUAGGAGACUUUGGACUUGCAAGGACAACCUCUGAAACAGAUUUCAUGACAGAGUAUGUUGUCACUCGUUGGUACCGAGCACCUGAGCUGCUCCUUAAUUGUUCAGAAUACACUGCUGCUAUCGACGUUUGGUCAGUCGGGUGCAUGCUCGGGGAAAUUGUGACACGUGAACCUUUAUUUCCAGGAAGAGACUAUGUCCAUCAGCUAAGAUUGAUCACUGAGCUAAUAGGUUCACCAGAUGACUCAAGCCUUGGGUUUCUUCGAAGUGAAAAUGCCCGAAGAUAUGUAAGACAGCUACCGCAAUAUCCAAAGCAAAAUUUCUCAGUCAGAUUCCCCACCAUGUCUCCUGGAGCACUUGAUUUGCUGGAGAGAAUGCUUGUGUUUGAUCCAAGCAAGCGCAUUACAGUUGAUGAGGCUCUUUGUCAUCCAUAUUUGGCGUCUCUUCAUGACAUCAAUGAUGAGCCUGUCUGUCGAGCACCUUUCAAUUUUGAUUUUGAGCAGCCAUCAUUUACCGAAGAAAAUAUCAAGGAGCUCAUAUGGAGGGAGUCACUGAAGUUCAACCCAGAUCCUAUUCAUUAGGAAGAUAUACACGUAUGUACUAUAUAUACCUAAAAAUAUGGUACUCAGUUUGAGUGUUUGUUCAUUAGAUAGAAAGAAAUAUGUGCCUCUAUGGUCAUCAUGGUACAAUUUAUUGGGAGUGUCCAUAGAUGGAGUCAUUAAUGUCCUCUCUACAUCAUGCUUAAUGUAAGAUAUUGGAAGUGGAUCAAAUGGUUCAGUUAUAAAGCAAGUUGUAUGCAGAAGUUCACCAUGCUAUGUGUAGGCCUUUGAACUAGAAUGUUGAGCAUUCUGGUCCAAGAAUCAUUCAGGCGUUACCAUAAUAGCACGUCUUUAAAAUAA
Messenger RNA from Elaeis guineensis (African oil palm), 1452 nucleotides. RefSeq names its product mitogen-activated protein kinase homolog MMK2. NCBI's taxonomy places the organism in Eukaryota, Viridiplantae, Streptophyta, Magnoliopsida, Arecales, Arecaceae. The record is from RefSeq and is a predicted model, not a curated record. Gene Ontology annotation, biological process: protein phosphorylation. Gene Ontology annotation, molecular function: ATP binding; MAP kinase activity.